CGAGUAAAGAGAACAGACCUGCUUCUGACAGCGGCGAACUGCUCAUGAAACGACGGGACUCCGACGCCGAGGGCAGUCAGAGUAGGAGAGGAAGGUGGAAGAGAUGGAUCCGUGUCCCUUCGUGCGGCUUAUCAUCGAAUCCCUCGUGCUGAAACUGCCGGCCAUAUCGAAGCCGGCAGGGCCGGGCGUGCACCCCUCGACCACCCCCUGCUUCUGCUCUCUGCACCUCCAGGACUGCGCCUCCUCGCCCCACACCACCCCGCUCCCCGUCGCCGCCGAUCCCAACUCGACGACCAACCUGAUGGAGGCGCCCGUCCCCGCCGGCCCUCCCGCCUCGGUGGUCAUCAGCCUCGACCCGCCCACGCUGCAGCGGCUCUCGGGCAAGCGGGCGAGCCUGGUGGUGUCGGUCUACAUGGGCCGGACGGGGAGCACGUGCGGGUUCAGCUCGGGGCGGCUUCUGGGGCGGGUGCGGGUGGCGAUGGACCUGGAGGUGGCGCCGACGAGGCCCACGGUGGCGCAGAACGGGUGGGUGAGCGUGGGCGCUGGGCGGUCGGCGGCAAGGCUUCACCUGGUGGUCCGGUCCGAGCCCGACCCCCGCUUCGUGUUCCAUUUCGGCGGCGAGCCGGAGUGCAGCCCGGUGGUGUAUCAGAUCCAGGGGAACUGCGGCGGCAACCGCAGCAGGUGUAUUCGGCAGCCGGUCUUCAGUUGCCGCUUCACCGUCGACCGCCGGCGGAACUCCAGAUCCAUGUCCUCAUCGCUGGCAUCUGAUGGCUCCCGCAGCAAUAGCAUCAGAAGCUGGUUUAGUUCCUUGGGGGGAGAAAGGGACCACCAAAGAAGGGAGCAGCGCAAAGGCUGGACCGUGACGAUACAUGACCUGUCGGGCUCUCCGGUGGCUGCCGCGUCCAUGGUGACGCCCUUCGUCCCGUCCCCCGGCUCCGACCGCGUCUCGAGGUCCAACCCCGGAGCGUGGCUCAUCCUCCGGCCCAUCGGCGGCUCAACCUCCGCCGCCACCAACUGGAAGCCAUGGGGCCGCCUCGAGGCAUGGCGAGAACGAGGGCCCGUCGAUGCCCUGGGCUACCGGUUCGAGCUCGUGCCGGACACCGGACACAUCGGCGGCGUGCCCAUCGCCGAGUCCUCCCUCAGCGUCCGCAAAGGUGGCCAGUUCUGCAUCGAUCCCAGCGUGAUCGGGGACAUGGUGGCCGGCCAAUGGCCGUUCGACGGAGGGUUCGUGAUGGGAUCCACGGUCGAAGGGGAGGGGAAGGCAAGCAAGCCGUCGGUGCAGGUGGGCGUGCAGCACGUCUCAUGCAUGGCCGACGUGGCCCUGUUCAUAGCGCUAUCUGCCGCUAUUGAUCUCAGCAUGGAUGCCUGUCAGCUGUUCUCACAGAAGCUAAGGAAGGAGCUGUGCCAGGACCAGCAAGAUUACAGCCUUUGAGGACUUCAUCGGAGUUGACUCUCGUCCUGUGAAGUGAUGACCAGAGACUUGUUUUGAUCACAGGGGGAGCAGCGUUGGCUUCUGCUUUACCCGUAAUUCUUUCAUUUGUUUAUGGAUGAUACGUUCUUCUAUGCUUCUUUUGGUGUUUGUGAUGUUAAACGAGUGAAGUACAUAAUGCUCUGCAGCAGUCAUUCUUGCUCUUCAGUUUUGUCUAUAAUUAGAGACUAUGCUCAUGUUUUGAGCAUGUUUUAUGUUUUAUGUUGCAUCAGUGCUUUCUAUGAAUUAUUUUCAGAUUA
This is a messenger RNA of Musa acuminata subsp. malaccensis (wild Malaysian banana), 1728 nucleotides long. RefSeq lists its product as uncharacterized. NCBI's taxonomy places the organism in Eukaryota, Viridiplantae, Streptophyta, Magnoliopsida, Zingiberales, Musaceae. The record is from RefSeq and is a predicted model, not a curated record.